AUGUCAGAUGACGAUGAAACAUAUGAUGUUGAAGCAAUUUUAGACCGAAGAACAAAGAAAGAAUGGUCGAGAGGGAUACGAAAUAAAGUGGUAAAAGUAGUUUCAACUCCAAUUCUUCAAUUCAGCAUAGAUUCUCACAAUUAUGACGUGGACAUGGAUCCUUCACCUUUUACAGAAGCGAAAAAUGAAUUUUUUUAG
This is a messenger RNA of Ambispora gerdemannii, 198 nucleotides long. Lineage: Eukaryota; Fungi; Glomeromycota; Glomeromycetes; Archaeosporales; Ambisporaceae. The record is from the annotation of a GenBank genome assembly.